Molecule: messenger RNA, 2036 nt
Organism: Corvus hawaiiensis (hawaiian crow)
Lineage: Eukaryota; Metazoa; Chordata; Aves; Passeriformes; Corvidae
Gene: CD4
Product: CD4 molecule
Exons: 10
Coding region: 313-1770 (485 amino acids)
Biological process (GO): T cell activation; positive regulation of ERK1 and ERK2 cascade; interleukin-15-mediated signaling pathway
Cellular component (GO): membrane raft; external side of plasma membrane
Molecular function (GO): MHC class II protein binding; protein tyrosine kinase binding
Source: RefSeq, a predicted model, not a curated record
CACGUGCCUUUGGAAAAUCACCAUCUGCCAAGAGAAGUCGGCGGAUGUCAGCAGAACCUGGGCCGGCAGCAAGACCUUGCUGUCGCUCCAGCUGGAGAGGAGGAGACAUCAAGGCAAAUCAAACAUCUGCUUGCUGAACAUUUACUUCAUUCCUCUUUUGGUUCAGCUGUAGCUGGGUGAGAUCAACUACGGCAGGUGACAAACACAAGGAGACAGAAGCACAGAGGCUGAGAGAAAAGAGGAUAAGAUCCCUUGGCAGUGACAGCAUUUCCAGCCCUGCGCUCCGCAGACGGGAGGAGCGUUCCCACAGCGAUGGAGUUGUGCAGCACAGCCGUGAGCUGCAUGGCUGCCGCCUUCCUGCUUCUGCAUCUGGGUCUGAUCUCCAGUAUGGCUCAGCAAAAUGAAGUCCAGACUGGGCUUGUAGGAGGGGAGGUGACCCUGAAAUGCACAGGCAUACCUCUUGACUCAAAAUUAUCUCGGGAUGAAGUGAGCUGGAUGUACUAUAAAACUCUUCUAUGGCGGACGGAAAACAAUAAUGCUUGGAGAACAUCAGCUUUCCCUACUCAUCGAGCUGACGUCAAGAUGGAAAAUAAACAGCUGAGGAUGUGGGAUUUGAAGCUCUCUGACGCUGGCAUCUACACCUGUAAAUCCAGCUCUCACGAAGUCCGCAUCUCACUGCAUAUCUUUAAAUUGACAGUCUCUUUGGAUGGGCACUUUCUGCAAAAUGAAGUCCCUGAACUGAUUUUAAUGCAAAACUCAUCCAGUCCUCUACCCAAUCUCAAGAUCACAUUGUUUAACAGCAACAACAACAAAAUAAUACCAGAAUUACAAAGCAAGACCCAUCAAAAAUACAUAGUGAAUUUAAAGAAACUGGAAGCUACGGACAGUGGGACCUGGCUGUGUCAGGUCCGUUCAGACUCUCCACUGAUUAAUCAGAACAUCUCCUUUGUUAUAAAGGUACUAGGUUUUCAGAAUCCAGAUUUGGAAAGAAAGUAUGCAACUGUUGAUAGCACUGUCAUCUUGUCAUGGCAUCUGAACUCCCAGAAGAUAAAAUGGAAAGAACGUUUCACAGGACAGCUGAACUGGAAACAACAGGAAGGUGCAAACGCUCAUGAGCUGCUUGAUUUCAAAGUCACAGCACAAGGAGAGCUGCAUGAGACUAAAAAAAGCAGCAACUUUCUGUUUGAGAUACCUGAAAGAAAUGCUGAAAUCAUCAUAGAAGUGAAGCUCCCCAAAGUAUAUUUCAACCAUUCUGGACAGUACCAGUGCCAGCUGGAGUACCAAGGAAGGCAUGUGCAGAGCAAGAUAGAGCUGGUGGUGAUGAAAGUCUCAGCUAACCCUGAUGGGCCACUCUCCAGAGGGGCCAAUAUGACCCUGACCUGCCAGGUCUCUGGUCCACUCCCACCCAAUGCCUACUUGCGCUGGGAACGUGUGAAUGGGACUAACAUGGACGUUAAGAACUCAAGGCAGCAUGAAAUAAAGUUGGAGGUGAACAUCAGUGCUGCAGGGCUGUGGAGCUGUCACCUCAUAGAAGACAAUGACAGAAAGAUCAGCCUUCAUUACCGCGUGGAGGAAGCUCCUGUUUGGAUUAGCUAUGUGAUAAUUGGAGCAAGUGUUGCAGGCAGUUUAUUGGUGUUUGCCCUUGGGUGCCUAUGCAUCAUCAGUGGUAUAAGCUGGCAGAGGAGAAUGCAACGGAGAAAAAGGAUGGCACAAGCAAGACAAUACUUGCUGGAAAACAAGACAUGUCAGUGUCAACACCGGCUGAACUAAUACUGCAGCACUGGCGUCACAAGGACUGAGGAAGUCUCUGCCUGUACCUAAACACCUGACAGCCCAUAAUGCUCUGUGAAUCCAUCUCCCUUUCUCCUGUUUUAAUGCAAUUCUUUAUUCCUUCACCAUGCCCCCAGUCUAAUGCCAUGGAGGGAGGUUGUCUGGCUCGGAGCCAAUGGACAAGACAAGAAACCCUGAAGGGUUAAGAUUGAUCCCCAGUUCUAUAAUGAGAGACACUGAACAGAAUAUAUAUAUAUACACACACA